GAUUUUUUUUUUUAAACUUUGCAUUCAAGUAUUUUAACGGUUGAUUGGGCCAAAGAUAUCUGGAAAUGACACUCUUGGCUUAGAGAAACUGUCAUAGCCUUUUUAAAAGACUAAACUAGUGGGUGAUCUGUUAAUUUUUCAGAUUUAGAUUAGAGAUCAUUGCCUAUACGCUAACACAGGGGCACAAAUGAGCCCUUGUUUGGGAUUAAAAAGGUAUUUAAUGUCUGUAAGCACAAAACGUAUUUGAAGGGCAAGCAACCAAAAUGUUUUCUCCAAUAGGUUGCAUUUAUUGUGAUUAUCACUUUCCCCAGUAGGGGGCAGCAGGUAUUUGUGUUAAGGUCUGAUUUAAGUAUUGUUUUUAAAGGAGGGAAUAUUGGCUUACAAGCUAUAAUUGUUGUGUUUCAUAAGGAAGUUGUCUCAGAUCAAGUAGUGCCCAGCAGUGAAACCUGCUCCACUGUUUGGAGGAAGUGAACAGUGAUGAAGGUGUUCUCAGUGUUUCUGCUUAUUUGGCUUCCACAAGGCUGUCAAGGUAAACGCUUGCUCCGCUUUUUGACCUUCUGUCAGAGGGACGUGCCAGGAGAUGGACAGUUCGAUAUCGAGUCUGAUGGCGAUCAGCUCCUCUAUGUCGACCCCGUCACCUACCUGGCUGUUCCACAUCUGCCAGAGUUUGAAGAACAGUGGAGCCCUGAUCCUGGCCUGGCCAAAUCUGCCUACAUAUCCCUGGGUACCUGCAAGUACAACAUCCCCCGUGCCACAAAGGGAGAGAAGGCGCCUCCAGAGGUCAUAGCCAGCCCUUUCUCCCAGAUCUACUCAAAGCAGGAGACGGAGCUCGGGGUGCCCAACACUCUCAUCUGCUUCGUCAACGACUUCCACCCGCCUUUUGUCGACAUCACCUGGACCAAGAAUGGACAGCUGGUGGACCGGAGCGAGAUCAGCCAGACUCAAUACUACUCCAACAGCGACUUCAGCUUCCGCACCAUGUCCUACCUGAACUUCACACCGCAGGAGAACGACAUCUACACCUGCAGCGUGCACCACAUCAGCCUGCAGAGCCCUCUCACCAGGUUCUGGGAGGUUGAAGGACCUGCAGACCAGCAGGCUGCAGCAACAGCCGUGUGUGUUUGCGGUGUGAUCCUGGGUCUGAUUGGUGUCGUCACAGGAGUCUGGUUCAUCAGGAAAGCCAACAGGUGCGGCUAGGUGUAGCCGGCAUCGAGACCUGAAUUUUGAUGUCAAAUGUGGGAUUUUUCUUUCUUUUUUUGUUUCCUCUGGGUGUGAAACAGAGUGAGAGUCCUUUGUUUGCCCGUCUUAGGUUUAUUUUUUACUAUGCUUGCCUUUUCUGUAACUCUGCAACAAACUGAACCUAAACUUCAAUCUUGAAUUCACACUCAGGAGACAGUAACCUUAGCUUAGCAUAAAGAUAGGAAACAAAGUGAAAAAAACUGCCUGGUUCUCUCCAAAGCAAGCACGAAAAUCGACCUUCACGCACCUGUGAGGUUCCAUUCAGACCGAGCUGAGUCUUUUGUGACAAAACACAGCCCCUUUAUUUAUUUAGUAGAGGCAGGACUGGCACAGUGGGAUUCAUGAAAGCACAUAUUUUGUAACUCGAACACCGUAUUUCUUUUCUUCACUUCACAAUUUGAGCUGCCAUGGCAAAUCUGUAAAGUUAUAAAUAGUGGUAGAAGAAGUAUUCUGGUGCUAUACUUAAGUAAAAGUACCAAUACGACAAUAUAUUCUGAACAAAUAGCUUGCCAUAAAAAUCCUCAUAAGUAAAAGUAUUGAGCAAAAUGUAGUUAAAGUAAGAGGGUCGGUUCCUCUAAUGAUGUAUUAUUAAAUGUGCCAUCGUUAGAUUAUUAAUAGUGAAGCCUCAGUGUGUCAGCAGCAUGUUACUGUUGUAGCUGCAGCAGGUGGAGCUAGUUUAAACUGCUUUAUAUCCAGUUUCAUAUGCAGGGACAGAAGAUAAAUCUGAGGGCUCCAAGCAUGAUGAAUGUGAGACAAAAGAAGAGAAGUUCUGAUACAGAAAUCUGUUUUCACUUUUUGUCAAGUCUUAGAUUUUUGGUGUGAUAUCAGAUCAGUGAAAUAUUUAUUAAAAUAAAACCAUGUGGGAAGCUUAAAGGGGAAAAAAAAUCUGUUAACAACUUGACUACACACUGAGUUUUGUAGGAAGCCAAAAUGAUCGGAACCCACUGGUUUAACAGUGUGUUGUAUUUUAAAAGCUUGUUAUAUGAGCCAUGUUUGAAAAAAAAUGUCAUAAAGAACUUGGCAGAUAGAAAGUACAAUAUUUGGCUCUGAAACGUAGUGGAAUGGAUUAUAAAGUAGUAAAAAAAAUGGAAAGACUCCAGCGAAAUGCCUCAAAAUUCCACUACUUUCAGCACUGGCUAUAAAAUCCUACAUCUGCUUAUUCCAAACUGUAGUCUGUGUGGCUUUUUGUGUCUGAGAAGCCUACAAUUACAUGGAUUUCUUAUUCAAAAGCACACUCCCACUAACACAGCCCCCCAUUAUGAACCCCUGUGUAAACAGCCAGGUUGUCAUUUUUACAAUUUGCUCUCUGAUCACAGUAAAUUAUGUGUUAAUAAGCUUUAGAGAUGAAUUUUGUCACCACUUGUCAGAGCCACGCUUGCAGUUCUGCUUGCUGUGGCCUCAUACUGACACAUAUCAGUGGUGUCAAGAUGCUCAUCUGCGCUUCAGUUACUAUUGAUAUUUUCACUUUUAUGCAAGGGUGCUAAAAUGAUUAACACAUAUACGGUUAUCAAAUGGACCAAAAGUCCCUCUUGUGUUGACCAUAGCUGGUUAGGAAUCAAGCAGCUCAGCUUCUCUCCAUUGGCGCCCUGUUGGUUUUAGAAUCGAUUUUAAGAUUUUGUUGUCACAUUUAACCCUCCUGUUGUCUUCAUGUACGGGCACCAAAAAAUAUUGUUUUCUUGUCCGAAAAAAAAGCCCAAAAUUCAGCAAAAAAAUCCCCCAAUUUCAGAAAAUUUGCAAAACCUUCAGGAAGAAAAUUCCAAUAAUUCCUUAAAGGUUGCCCUUAAAAGUUUUAUUAAAAAAAAACAAAACAAAUUUGGCAAGAAAAUUCUUGUAAAUAUUUUCAGAAAAUGAGUAAAAAUCUUCCACAAAACCCUAAAAAUAUCUAAAGUGAUUACAUAUAUAUCAGUAAAACUUCUAAUAUUUUCUUUAAGAACAUUUACAAAAAAAUCAACUUCAUGUUUUUUUUUCUAAUGUUCUUAAGAAACACAUUUAACAUUUUGUUCCAUCAAAAGAAUAUUCAAAAAUUUCCUAAAAAUGUUGAAAAUGUGGACAUCAGAAGUUUCACUGUGAAAAUAUAUUUUUUUCCCACAUUUUCAAACUUUAAAACGGGUCGAUUUUGAAACCUCUUGUGCCUGACUCAACACGAGGGUUAAAGCACAACUGGGUCUGACCUCCAGCUACAGAGCAGACAUGUUGACCAUAAUUAUAUGAGCCAGCUCACAGCCUGAAGUCCUCGGGUGGGUCAUCUUCUGCUUCAACCCCUCUGGCUUUUCAACAGUCAAGGCUUAGAUUUAAAGGUGACCAAGUUUUGCCAUCAGGACCCCUCGGCUUUGGAGUGACCUGCCUGAAGAAACCAGGCCUGCAGAAUCAGUGACAUCUUUUUUGUAGUCUUGCUUUUAGGUGAUGUUGUCAUUUUAUUUCUUAUUCAAGUUUUUUUUCCCUUUAUUGUUAUUACGGACAUAUUGCAGUUUGUAUUUGUGUCUUUUAUGUAAUUUCCUUUUGCUUUGUCUGUAAAUGCACUUUGUAAGCCUGUUUUUUUGACAAUAUAUAAUAAUCAUCAUUCUUUACCUAAUUUCCUUCCAUGUUAUGAUAGGAUGUAAUUAUUUUUCUUACCAUAUAAAGCAAAAAGAAGCACCUUUACCAUGUUUUCCCAUUCUGUUGCACUGUAGCAGCUUUACAGCUUAUUGGGUUUGUCAUUUCCACAUGAAACACAUGAAGGGAAGUGGAAAAUGUCUGUUCCUGCAUGCAAAACACCCUCAAAUGAAAGAGGACAAUUGUAUUACACCGUCUCGUGUGUUUAUUAACCCUUCAUCACAGUCGUCUGUGUGAUCACUGGCACCGAGUUGCCAUCAAUUAUCGCACGCUUUUGGCCAGAUUGCUGCUCCUUUAGUGACUGCCUGACACAACUGAUCAGUAAAUAAUGCCUGUCGUGUCUGCUUGCUCGUGUUUCAAUAUCGGCACCGAAUGGCGACGCUCCAAACUGCCUCUGUUCUCUGUUGGAUUUAUUUGGCUCGGGCCUGAAUCUAAUUAUUUCCACAGUGAUGGAUGAGAUAGCUGCCACAUUUUAACAUGGAUGUGUGUGGAGCUUCUGAGGAAUAAAUUUGAUGUCUGAAAAUCAAAAAUGCUGGGGCUUUGAUUUUUGCAGCAGCGGUAUGUGUUCAGUGGUGUAAAAGCCACUGGUACCUGAGACCCUCUAAGUAAGAUUUAGUGAUAAGCUCAAGUGACAGAGCAGACAGAAGGAAUGCUGAAUGGCAAAUGAGUGUUCAAAAUUGGCUCCCAGUAACACAAUAACAGCAAUUACAAUACAUGGGGCGAGUAACUGUGGUGCUUAGAAGUUCAUACUUUAAACAUUUUGAGGUAAGAAAACAAAAACACAUCUGUGGAAAAAACCUGACAGACCCGUUUAUUUCAGUUCCGCUACUGCAUCUUGCCAUGUACUUUACCAGAUGGCAGUUUGGUUUUAGCCUUCGAGAGGUGAACUUUAUGUUGUAGUUUCCAGGAUUUAAAAAAAUAAUGGAACUUUCUUUUCUGUACAAACUCGCAGUCUGUGCUGUUUUACUCUGCAGUGAACCAGCAGGUAGGUUUUUCUUAUGCUCUUGUUUUUACUGUGCACCAAAAGUUUUUUGUAGUGGGAUCCUUGGCAGUGCUUUGAGGUGAGUUUCGGUAAUUGGUUAUCAAAAUUAGAUUAAAUAGAAUAGACUAAAUCGGUAUUGUGUAUACUCUAAAGUUGUGUCAAACAGCAAAUUAAGGGUAUGUUUGCUUUCUGGGAGCUAACGAGAUCAAACGAUCCUUUGGUAUCCAGGAAUGAAAUACUUUACAAUGCAACACAAAAAACGUUUGGUGAAGCUGAUUUUACCAGAAUUAUUGUUUUUCUGAUUGAUUCAAUGUAUUCUGUUUUUGUUGUGUGUUUUUUUGCAUUCAUUAAUUUUGGAAAGUGGAAAGGUCGAAAUUCUCAAUAAAUCCUGUGCGAUGUCUGUAAA
Molecule: messenger RNA, 5219 nt
Organism: Acanthochromis polyacanthus (spiny chromis)
Lineage: Eukaryota; Metazoa; Chordata; Actinopteri; Pomacentridae
Product: H-2 class II histocompatibility antigen, A-U alpha chain-like
Exons: 4
Coding region: 478-1197 (239 amino acids)
Biological process (GO): immunoglobulin production involved in immunoglobulin-mediated immune response; antigen processing and presentation of exogenous peptide antigen via MHC class II; positive regulation of T cell activation
Cellular component (GO): MHC class II protein complex; membrane
Molecular function (GO): MHC class II protein complex binding
Source: RefSeq, a predicted model, not a curated record